Messenger RNA from Eptesicus fuscus (big brown bat), 3297 nucleotides. RefSeq names its product peroxisomal membrane protein 4 (gene PXMP4). Lineage: Eukaryota; Metazoa; Chordata; Mammalia; Chiroptera; Vespertilionidae. The coding region runs from base 74 to 712 and encodes 212 amino acids. The transcript has 4 exons. The record is from RefSeq and is a predicted model, not a curated record. Gene Ontology annotation, cellular component: peroxisomal membrane.
GCUGUGCCCCCGGAACCCGGGGCUGUCAGUUCACCGCGGACUCCGCGUUCCACCCCGGCGUGAUACCCUCGCUAUGGCCGCCCCGCCGCAGCUGCGAGGUCUGCUCCUGGCUGUGAACGCCCUGUUGCGCAAGCGUCGCUACCACACUGCGUUGGCCGUGCUUAAAGGCUUCCGGAACGGAGCCGUCUAUGGAGCCAAAAUCCGGGCCCCUCACGCAUUGGUCAUGACCUUUCUCUUCCGGAGUGGCAGCCUCCGGGAGAAGCUUCGGGCCAUCCUGCAGGCCACGUACACCCACUCUUCGAACCUGGCCUGCUUCGUGUUCACCUACAAGGCCCUCUGUGCCCUGCAGUCGUACCUGCAGGGGGAGACUCACCAGGUGCACUCGUUCCUGGCUGGCUGCAUCGGGGGCUUCCUGGUGUUUAAAGAGAACAAUAACAUCAACAGCCAGAUCAACAUGUACCUGCUGUCACGCGUCCUAUUUGCCCUGUGCCGCCUGGGAGUGGAGAAGGGCUACAUUCCCGAACCCAAGUGGGACCCAUUCCCAUUGUUCACCGCGUUAGUGUGGGGGCUGGUGCUGUGGCUCUUUGAAUACCAUCGGCCCACGCUGCAGCCCUCGCUGCAGUCCUCUAUGACCUACCUGUACGAGGACAGCAAUGUGUGGCACGACAUCUCGGACUUCCUCAUCUACAACAAGAGCCGUCCCUCAAAGUAACGCAGCCCUGAGGUGCUUAUGGGGGCUUCUACCUGAGUAGGCUCUGGGCGGUGUCCAGUUGUGGCAUGAGAUUGGCUCCAUCAGUGAAACCUCCCAGAGGAUCCUGCUUUCCCAGGAUCAUGGCUCUCAGACUCCAACUUUUAUUAACCCAGGGUUCCAUUGUCCAAAGCAAAAGCACCAAUUUUCCAAUCUCAUUAGGUCCUCUUGAAUGGUGGAGUAAGAGGCUGAAUCAGGCUGAGGAACCUAACGCAUGGUUCCAGCAUACUGCUAACUUCUGUGAGACCAGGGAAAGUCACCCCCUCUCUAGGCCUCAGGGGUCAUGGAGCUCAGAGGAGGGCCCUGAAAUCUCUUUCUGGUGGGUAUGUUCUUUGACUGUUCUUACGCUGGUGGGCAGUGGGUUUGCAAAUAUGUUUUUACAAAAUAUUAAGUUCCUUUUCUCGAGUGUUCUAUUGGAGAGGCUCUAGAGUUUCACUGUCCAAUAGAAACAUGAUGACAGUCAUAUACGUAUGUAAUUGAAAUUUUUCUAGUGGCCACAUUUUAAAAAAGUGGAAAGAAGCAGAUGAGAUUAAUUUUGAUAUAUUUUAGCCCAAAUUUCUAAAAUAUUAUCAUUUCAACAUGUGAUUACUAUGAAAAUAAGAUCUUUUAUAUUUUUUCUUAUGUGAAGUCAUCAAAAUCAAGUAUAUGUUUUACAUUUACAGCACACCUCAAUUUAGACCAGUCAUAUUUCAAGGCUCAGUAAGUAGCCCCUAUGUGGCUAGUAGUGGCUGUAUUGAAGAUAUAGAAUACUUCCAUCAUCACAGAAAAUCCUCGUGGACAUUGCAGAUAUAGAGCUAGAGGACAUGGUUGGAGUCCCCACCCCACCACUAUGUAAUUUUGAGGAAGGUUUGUGACCUCCCAGAGCCUCAGUUUCUUGUAAAAUGAGGAUAAUUGUAAUAAUACCCGGUGUCCAUGUUGGACUUGUAUAACUGCAACGGCUGCUACCCACACUAAUCGUUUCCAUUUAAUGAGCUCCUACUUCCUCCUGGGUGCUUUGCACAUACUUUUUAAAUCCAUACAAUGACCUUACAGGUCUGUAUUUUGAUUUUCAUUUUACAGAUGUGGAAACAGAAUCAGAGAAGGGAAGUAACUUGCCCAAGAUAUACAGUUAGUAUGGUAGCCCUAUCAGGGUUUGAACCCAGAUUUAUCUGAUUUCAAAGCCUGUGUGUUUUUAAGUGCCUUACUUUAAAUUUAGAAACCUAAGCUAAGCUAUGCAAAUGUUAGCUAGGUCUAGGGUCUGUUUCAGAAGGGGGUACAAACUCAAAUGCCUACAGGGGCCUGACAGUGACAUAAGUGAUAAUGUUCUGGGUGCUAUGUAGUAGGGACUGACGAGGUCGCGGUGAACUGGAGACUCAGGUGCCAGUCCGAUAUUUUAAAACCAAGCUGGACAAAUCCAUCAGGUCUCCAGGAAGCUUUGGUCCAUGGACCCACUAAUUGGAGUCCCUUGGCCUAAUAGGAAUAUCUCAGUCUCUUUAUAUUUUAGAACUUACUAGUAGAAAUGUACACAGGAGUCACUGGCGAUCUUAUUAAAAUGCAAAUUCUGAUUCAGUGGGUUUGGGGUGGGGCCUGAAUAUUCUGCAUGUCUCUCAGACUCCCAGGUGCUGCUGCUACUGCUGCUGGUCUGAGCCACACCUUGAGUAGCAAGGUAGUAGGGGAUGAUAUGGGGCCAGCUGCUAUCCCAUGUGACACAUGUGGAAACUGAAUUGAACAGAGCUGAGCUGUUAGGUAACAGAGCAGGGAUUAGGUCUGAUUCUAACAGCUGUGUUCUCAGCCACGCUGUUGUACUGCCAACCUGGAGAAAGUGAUCUUGAAGGUCCCUUAGUUCAUUCUGUGGAGGGUGAACGAGAUCCUAAGGUUAUGGGGAAGGGAGGGGGUCGUCAUCAGCAAGUGGGUUUUAUGGCAGAUGGGGGGGGGGGGGCCUGCCCAUAUCCCUUUAGUUUACCACGUUAGUGCAUACCAGCCAGCUUUUCCAACAGCCACCCCUGUGUCUUUCUGCCUGAGGCCAUCACUUGCCACUGGCACCUGCUUUGCCACCCUGCAGCAGACCUGCAGUGCAGGAGGAUUAACACAUCCAGGGCACAGCUCUCAAUCAAUGCCCGAUAAAUAGCCCCAGUCCCGCCCCCCUUGCCCAGUAGGCAUGCUCCAUUCUGGCUCCCAGGGCAGUCCGGCAGGACUGAGCCCCUCUUGUCCACAGUGGUCACUUGCUCGAUAACACCUCCUUUCCUGUCUCCCUUCCUCAUGCCCCUACCAGUGCUCCCCGGGACCACUUCCCAGGUAAACCACUUGCACUCAAAUCCUUGUCUUGGGGUCUGCUGUUGGAGAACCCAAACUAAAACUGGCCUCUGGUAUGGCAGGUUGAGAGGUAGUGUAACAUGGUGGUUGGGGACAUAGGCUUUGAAGCCCAUGUCUGGGCUCAGCUCUGGUUCUGUUGUUUCCUAGGGCAAGUGAUUUAACUAUUCUGUACCUGUGUUUCAAUCAUCUGUAAAGUAGGUGUCCUAUAGGGUGAUCUGGAGGAUUAAAUAUGACACAUAAAGUGAUCACUCAGUAAA